AUGAACAAGCUGUACAUUGGCAACCUCAACGAGAGCGUGACCCCCGCGGACUUGGAGAAAGUGUUUGCGGAGCACAAGAUCUCCUACAGCGGCCAGUUCUUGGUCAAAUCCGGCUAUGCCUUCGUGGACUGCCCCGACGAGCACUGGGCGAUGAAGGCCAUCGAAACUUUCUCCGGGAAAGUGGAACUGCAAGGAAAACGCCUAGAGAUUGAACACUCCGUUCCCAAAAACAAAAGGAGUCGGAAAAUACAGAUCCGAAAUAUUCCACCCCAGCUGCGAUGGGAAGUACUGGACAGCCUGCUGGCUCAGUACGGAACAGUAGAGAACUGCGAGCAAGUGAACACUGAGAGUGAGACGGCAGUGGUGAAUGUCACCUAUUCCAACCGGGAACAGACCAGGCAGGCCAUCAUGAAGCUGAAUGGCCACCAGCUGGAGAACCACGCCUUGAAGGUCUCCUACAUUCCCGACGAGCAGAUAGCCCAGGGGCCAGAGAACGGGCGCCGAGGAGGCUUCGGCUCUCGGGGUCAGCCCCGCCAGGGCUCCCCCGUGGCGGCCGGAGCCCCGGCCAAGCAGCAGCAAGUGGACAUCCCCCUGCGGCUCCUGGUGCCCACCCAGUAUGUGGGUGCCAUCAUUGGCAAGGAGGGAGCCACCAUCCGCAACAUCACGAAACAGACCCAGUCCAAGAUCGACGUGCACAGGAAGGAGAAUGCGGGCGCUGCGGAGAAGGCCAUCAGUGUCCACUCAACCCCUGAGGGCUGCUCAUCUGCCUGUAAGAUGAUCUUGGAGAUUAUGCACAAGGAGGCAAAGGACACCAAAACGGCUGACGAGGUUCCCCUCAAGAUCCUGGCCCAUAAUAAUUUUGUGGGGCGUCUCAUUGGCAAGGAGGGACGCAACCUGAAGAAGGUGGAGCAGGACACAGAGACGAAAAUCACCAUCUCCUCGCUGCAGGACCUCACCCUCUACAACCCCGAGAGGACCAUCACUGUGAAGGGGGCCAUCGAGAACUGCUGCAGGGCCGAGCAGGAGAUCAUGAAGAAAGUUCGGGAAGCUUACGAGAACGACGUGGCUGCCAUGAGUCUGCAGUCUCAUCUCAUCCCCGGCUUGAACUUGGCUGCUGUAGGUCUCUUUCCAGCCUCCUCCAGUGCAGUCCCACCGCCUCCCAGCAGUGUCACCGGAGCUGCUCCCUAUAGUUCCUUUAUGCAGGCUCCAGAGCAGGAGAUGGUGCAGGUGUUCAUUCCUGCCCAGGCAGUGGGCGCCAUCAUCGGCAAGAAGGGGCAGCACAUCAAACAGCUUUCACGUUUCGCCAGCGCCUCCAUCAAGAUUGCUCCUCCCGAAACGCCCGACUCCAAAGUGCGUAUGGUCAUCAUCACUGGACCCCCAGAGGCCCAAUUCAAGGCUCAGGGAAGAAUUUAUGGAAAACUCAAGGAGGAGAACUUCUUUGGUCCCAAGGAGGAAGUGAAACUGGAGACCCACAUCCGGGUGCCAGCAUCGGCAGCCGGCCGGGUCAUUGGCAAAGGUGGCAAAACGGUGAAUGAGCUGCAAAAUUUGACAGCGGCUGAGGUGGUAGUGCCAAGAGACCAGACCCCUGAUGAGAACGACCAGGUCAUCGUCAAGAUCAUUGGGCAUUUUUAUGCCAGCCAGAUGGCUCAGCGGAAGAUACGUGACAUCUUGGCCCAAGUCAAACAGCUGCACCAAAAGGGACAGAGUAACCAGGCCCAGGCGCGGAGGAAGUGACCAGCCCCUUCCCAUCACGUCGACCCAAGGACAACAGGCUGAGAUCGAGAGCGUGUUCUCCCCGGCAGGCCUGAGAAUGAGUGGGAAUCAGGGGCACUUGGGCUGGGAUGUAGAUCAGGUUUGCCCACUUGCUUGAAAAAGAUGUUCCAGUGAGGAACCCUGAUCUCAGUCCCAAACACCCAACCGAUUGGCCCAACACUGCCCACCCCUGAGGGUGUCACCAUGCAAAUUCUAUCUAGCUCAGGGUGCUUUUAAACGUGGAUUUUUUUUUUUUUAAGUUCUCCAGGUCCCACCAAGAGGGUGGGUCUGACCCCAGUGGGAAGAGAAAUAAAAUUUCCUUCAGGUUUUUAAGACA
Phacochoerus africanus (Common warthog) is the source of this 2089-nucleotide messenger RNA. RefSeq names its product insulin like growth factor 2 mRNA binding protein 1 (gene IGF2BP1). The record is from RefSeq and is a predicted model, not a curated record. Gene Ontology annotation, biological process: regulation of gene expression; nervous system development. Gene Ontology annotation, molecular function: mRNA 3'-UTR binding. Bases 1 to 1734 code for a protein of 577 amino acids. Lineage: Eukaryota; Metazoa; Chordata; Mammalia; Artiodactyla; Suidae. The transcript has 15 exons. Gene Ontology annotation, cellular component: nucleus; cytosol; cytoplasm.